AACACGACUCGAACACGCUAGAAACCCAAUUCGAAACGUGGACCCAAAACCUCAACCCGGGGUUCACUCCUGUGUCCACGCGCCUCCGUGCAACAAUCAGACCCAGAUUUGCCUCUCCGCGACAUCUCCGCUGGACUGCCAGCAAUUACAAGCACAAUCAUCUCACAUAUCUCACCAUGAUCAAAAUCCUAAUCGACGGUAGGCGAAUUCGCCAUGGUUGAAACUUAGUACGAAGAGUAAUCGGUUUCCGGUGCCUUGUAUGUGAGCGUUCCCCUCUCCAAUUCCCAUGAUUCGUUUUUUUCUGUUGUUGCCGAAGUUUCUGUUUAAUCGCGCUUUUUGAUGUGUACAAGAAAAAUGUUGAACAUCGAAGAUUGUAAAGCUACACUUGAGAACUUAAUGCAAUGUUAUUUUAUUCGGUUUUACUUAGAAUUAAUAAAGCAAACGUUUGGUUAUGUCUUUUACAUGCGGUUAGGUCUUAAAUAAAGCAUAAAGCCUCUGGUGUUAUAAACCAGAACGGCUUUUUGUUGUUGAAUAAUGAUUAUUAGGUAUGCCCAAAUGUUAAAGUUGAGGAGGCAAUUAGGGUUUUUUUCAGUGAAAUGGGAUUGUAUGGAUGCGAACCAACCGUAUAUUCCUAUAGCUUAGUGAGGGGUUUUUGUGAGAAGGGAAGAGUAGGGCAAAGUGGUUUAGGGUUUUAUAAGGAAAUGAGGGAAGGAUUGGUGCAUAGUGGAAGAUUUGUUGACUCAAAGACUGUUUUUGGAAGGAUUGGUGUAGGAAGGGAAAGUGAUGAAGCUUUUGAGUUUAAUUGA
This is a messenger RNA of Jatropha curcas, 806 nucleotides long. Lineage: Eukaryota; Viridiplantae; Streptophyta; Magnoliopsida; Malpighiales; Euphorbiaceae. The record is from RefSeq and is a predicted model, not a curated record.